This is a messenger RNA of Alexandromys fortis (reed vole), 1111 nucleotides long. RefSeq names its product neuroendocrine secretory protein 55-like. Gene Ontology annotation, biological process: response to parathyroid hormone. The record is from RefSeq and is a predicted model, not a curated record. The transcript has 2 exons. NCBI's taxonomy places the organism in Eukaryota, Metazoa, Chordata, Mammalia, Rodentia, Cricetidae. Bases 248 to 1075 code for a protein of 275 amino acids.
CUGAUGAGAGGACCAGUGGAGGCACCUCUCGGAGUCUUAGACUUAAGAGUCUGAGACUUAGCGAGAGGAGCCCAGAGGAGACAACCCUUCUCUGUCCUUUUACCUAUCCCUUUCUUUUACUUACAGACGCAAGCUGAGGCGCGGAGCUGUAGAAAGUUCGUAGUGGUCGGGAAGCUGUUCUUGCGCAGUGGGGCCACUCUCUGCAGAGCCAGAGGGUGAGUCGGCUUCCCAUUGAGCACCUAGGAGAAUGGAUCGCAGGUCCCGGGCUCAGCAGUGGCGCCGAGCUCGCCAUAAUUACAACGACCUGUGCCCCCCCAUCGGCCGCCGGGCCGCCACCGCGCUCCUCUGGCUCUCCUGCUCCAUCGCUCUCCUCCGCGCCCUAGCCACUUCCAACGCCCGUGCCCAGCAGCGUGCUGCCCAGCGUCGGAGCUUCCUUAACGCCCACCACCGCUCCGCCGCUGCCGCCGCUGCUGCGCAGGUACUCCCCGAGUCCCCUGAAUCCGAGUCUGACCACGAGCACGAGGAGCCAGCGCCUGAGCUAGCCCGCCCUGAGUGCCUGGAGUACCCUGACACUGACUACGAGACCGAUUCGGAGACCGAGUCCGAGACCGAGACCGAGACUGAGACGGAGACUGAGACGGAGACCGAGUCGGAGACCGAGUCGGAAACUGAGUCCGAGUCUGAUAUCGAGUCCGAGUCCGAAUUAGAGAGCGAAUCUGAUACCGCCCCCGCAACUGAGCCUGAAACCGAGCCCGAGGACGAACGCAGCCCCCGGGGUGCCACCUUCAACCAGUCCCUCACCCAGCGUCUGCACGCUCUGAAGUUGCAGAGCGCCGACGCCUCCCAGAGUCGUUCGCAGCCCACCACUCAGGAGCCCGAGAGCGCAAGCGAGGGGGAGGAGCCCCAGCGCGAGCCCUUAGACGAGGAUCCUCGGGACCCCGAGGAGUCAGAGGAACGCAAGGAGGAGGAGGCCAGGCAGCCCCGCCGCUGCAAGACCAGGAAGCCCGCCCGCCGCCGCGACCAGUCCCCGGAGUCCCCUCCCAGAAAGGGGCCCAUCCCCAUCCGGCGUCACUAAUGGGUGACUCCGUCCAGAUUCUCCUUGUUUUCAUGG